AUGAACGGCACGGAGGGACCAUUCUUCUAUGUCCCUAUGGUAAACACCACUGGUAUUGUCCGGAGUCCUUAUGAAUACCCUCAGUACUACCUUGUCAACCGCAGCUAUGCUGCCCUGGGCGCCUACAUGUUCCUGCUCAUUCUUCUCGGCUUUCCCAUCAACUUCCUCACUCUGUAUGUCACCCUGGAACACAAGAAGCUGCGAACCCCUCUGAACUACAUCCUGCUGAACCUUGCAGUGGCUAACCUCUUCAUGGUGUUUGGAGGAUUCACCACAACGAUGUACACCUCUAUGCAUGGCUACUUUGUCCUUGGACGACUUGGCUGCAAUCUGGAAGGAUUCUUUGCUACCCUGGGUGGUGAGAUAGGGCUCUGGUCUCUGGUUAUCCUGGCUAUUGAAAGGUGGAUUGUUGUCUGCAAGCCCAUCAGCAACUUCCGCUUCGGGGAGAAUCAUGCUAUCAUGGGUUUGGCAGCCACCUGGUUCAUGGCCAGUGCUUGUGCUGUGCCGCCUCUGGUUGGCUGGUCUCGUUACAUCCCUGAGGGCAUGCAGUGUUCAUGUGGAGUCGACUACUACACACGUGCAGAAGGUUUCAACAAUGAGUCCUUCGUAGUCUACAUGUUUACCUGCCACUUCCUCAUCCCAAUGGCCAUUGUGUUCUUCUGCUACGGCCGUCUGCUCUGUGCUGUGAAGGAGGCUGCUGCAGCCCAGCAAGAGUCUGAGACCACCCAGAGGGCAGAGAGGGAAGUGACCCGCAUGGUCGUUAUCAUGGUCAUCGCCUUCCUGGUAUGUUGGGUGCCCUAUGCUGGUGUGGCCUGGUGGAUCUUCACACAUCAAGGCUCUGAGUUCGGACCAGUCUUCAUGACCAUCCAGAGCUUCUUUGCCAAGAGUUCUUCCAUCUACAACCCAAUGAUCUACAUCUGCAUGAACAAGCAGUUCCGUAACUGCAUGAUCACCACCUUGUGCUGCGGGAAGAACCCCUUCGAGGAGGAGGAGGGAGCGUCUACCUCCAAGACCGAGGCCUCCUCUGUCUCCUCAAGCUCUGUGUCUCCUGCAUAAAAGGGCUGUCAACACAGGCUUCGUCAUCCACUACCCAAGAAGAAGACUUCUGCUCCCGGGAAACAAGUGAAGGCUAAUGUUUACAGAGAUAACUUUUUUGUAUUUUUACCAACAAGUUGGUUCAACCUAAAGACAGUUGCAGGAGAGGUCAGCCCAUUACAGAGUUUUUCCUGUAUGUACAGAACAUCCAACUUAACUAUCCAUGAGAUUUUUCUUUCUUAAGAGCAAAGGGAAAGACAUGUUAAUCUUUUACUGUUGGAUUCUAUAUGAUACUGGCUUAUUUUUGAAUGUAGAGGCAUGUAAUCAAGGCAACGUAAAAUAAAACGCACUUUGCAAUUGA
Messenger RNA from Notolabrus celidotus (New Zealand spotty), 1396 nucleotides. RefSeq names its product rhodopsin-like. Gene Ontology annotation, cellular component: membrane; photoreceptor outer segment. Lineage: Eukaryota; Metazoa; Chordata; Actinopteri; Labriformes; Labridae. Gene Ontology annotation, biological process: visual perception; phototransduction; G protein-coupled receptor signaling pathway. Gene Ontology annotation, molecular function: G protein-coupled receptor activity. The record is from RefSeq and is a predicted model, not a curated record.